AUGCCAUCAUCAUCACCAGCUGACGUGGAUGCUCCACCGGAAGCAGCUUUGGUAGAACCCUUGCUUCCCAAUACUUCUACAGAAGAAGCAGCCGUCUUUUCGUUGAUUCCAGAAGAGCAAUCUCCCUUUGUUGGAACGACAUCGGAACAACCAACGCGGAUCAAUGAGCCAGAAGUGCUAGAGGUUGCCGUGGACGACAGUGCGUGGGAACAUGGAGAAGACCAAGAUUUAAAGUUCCAGAAUCCACUGUUUGCCUUUAUUUUCUUGUCCCAAGCCAUUGCACUGAUGGUGUUUGGAGUUCAUGGCAUCAAGACCUUUUUGUCCUAUCAAAAGGAGGAUGACAAUAAGAAUCAUCAUCCACAAGACGACGACAGUGGCAGUGACGAUAUCGACCUUCACUUUAUUCUUUACUAUGCGAGGCACUUGCUGUUUGCCUUUUUGGCCACGGUCACUUCUAUUGUAAUGCUCUCGGCCAGCGUCUUGUCCUAUUUGCUCCGUCAAACGGGAGCUACCAGAAGAAUGAUGGAAAUUAGCUUGAUUCUUAGUCCAGUCAGUUAUGCCUUGUCGGCGAUUGGAUGCAUGGCUGUCGGUCUCCUUCCAAUGGCUGGAAUCUUUUUGAUGUCCACCCUCAUUGGUAUCUGUUAUGUCGUUGCUGUCUGGAAACGAAUUCCCGUGGCAGCUGCCAAUUUGGCAGUGGCCAUGACGGCCGUCAGGGCACAUCAAGGAAGUCUCGUUGGACUUGGAUAUACCCUGACCUUUGUGGCCGCCAGUUGGACUUGUAUAUGGUGCUUGGCGAUUGGGGAUAUUGGAUUCCGAGAUUCUUCCUUUUUUUGGCAGUGCCCCGCGGGCUCAAAUCAACAAGAUCCAGAUUGCAGCUUGACUUCGGGCGGAGUUUGUGUCGGACUUUUAUUGCUGUUGAGCUUAUUUUGGACCUUACAAGUCAUCAAGAAUCUCUGUCAUACGACGGUCGCUGGUGUGGUUGGAUCUUGGUGGUUCUCCUCGGCCCCGUCCACCCACGAUGAGGAGGUUGCCAACGGAGACUCGCUCAUCCAGGAAUCGACUCCUUCUCCCAAGCAGGUGGUAUACGAUUCAUGGGUUCGGUGUUCUGUAUACAGUUUUGGAAGUAUUUGCUUUGGAAGUCUUGUCGUGGGUCUCUUGCAAGUCCUCCAAUUCAUUCUUCGUUGUGGACGAGAACAGAAUCAACGCAACCGAAACUCGUCUUCUGGACUUGCCCUUUGCAUUUGCCAAUGCAUUGUGAAUCAGUUGGAACGAUUGGCCGAGUACAUGAACAAAUGGGCAUUUGUGUAUGUUGGGCUAUAUGGCUAUGAUUACUGGACUGCUGGUUCCAAGGUCUUUAAUCUAUUCAAGGCUCGAGGCUGGUCCGUCAUUCUCAAUGAUCACCUAGUAACUCGAUACUUGACACUACUCCAAACACUCUUGUCGCUUCUGUCAGCAGUCAUUUGCCAAUUCUGGGGUUGGCUUUUUGUCAUUCGGCCACUCUCGGCAUCGCUUCGUCAAGCAGCCGAGAAUGAUCCAGACAACAAUGCUGAUCCAGCUGACGUGUCCGCCUUGUGGUAUUCCUUCUUUGCGAUUGGUUUUGUGCUGGGAAUGAGCUUGUCGAGUGUCCUAUUCCGCUUGAUUAGCAGUGCGGUCGAUACCAUUGUGGUUUGUUUUGCGGAAUCUCCGAAUCAGCUUUCAGUAUUGGGGAGACAAACUGGGCAACAGCAAAAUAAGCCAAUCCUCAAGCCAUCUCUGGCCAAUGAAAUGAUCUUGGCGUGGAGACAAGUCUAUCCACAAGAGUGUGGCUUUUAA
Molecule: messenger RNA, 1812 nt
Organism: Cylindrotheca closterium
Lineage: Eukaryota; Bacillariophyta; Bacillariophyceae; Bacillariales; Bacillariaceae
Source: the annotation of a GenBank genome assembly